GGAAGGAAAAUGAGGAAACGCAAUUAUCGAGAAGCACGAGAGUGGAUGGAAAAUGCUGAGAAUAGUACGAACAACAAAUGAAUCAAGUUUCAUAUUGUCCAUCGUUCAAUUUUCCUGAGAAUUAACGUCCGGACCAGAAUUGCGUCACACUGAAUUUUUCAAUAAACCUUUUCCCCCAGUUUGCCAAAUUACCUUAAUCCGAUUAAAUUGCGAACGAGAUUUUUUUGACGAUGCAAACAUUCUCCAGCGUCUCGCAUGCUCUGCUUCCAUGCAAACAGAUUAAUAUUUACACAUUUAAUAUGUAUCAAUGACGCGAUCAACGACGACGAUCCCACACGAUGGAUUCAUCAAUUUAUGCAGAAUAAGCUUUGAUCAAUCUUUCGGGUACCGAGGGCCACGGGAGACUCAUGGAUCCAGUAAACCGGGGCAGUGCUUUUAGAAAGGGAUUCAACACUACGGAGAACUGGGACGACGAUGGAAAUUACUGCGGUGGUUAUGCGAUUCAUUACGAACUAAACAAGGGAAAGUGCGGCGUUUGUGGUGACAAUUACGCGGACGAGCGGCCAAGAGCUAAUGAAAAUGGUGGAAAGUACGGAACUGGAGUAAUCGUUGAAACAUACAAAGCCGGAUCCGAGUUCACAGCGAACGUCGAAAUAACCGCGAAUCAUCUGGGUUUCUUCACGUUCAAUCUCUGCCCACUGAAAAACUCGAGCGAUCUCGAAACCGAAGAGUGCUUCGCCAAACACAAAGUCGAACUCGUUCGUGGUGGUUACAAGUAUUUGGUAGAGACCCCAAGAACUGGCGAUUACUUGAUCAAACUUCGUCUUCCCAAAGGCUUGAAAUGCAAGCACUGCGUUCUGCGGUGGCAAUACACCGCAGGCAACUCCUGGGGCUAUUGCGAGGAUGGCGUCGCAGGAGCUCUUGGCUGUGGUGACCAGGAAACGUUCAGGACAUGCUCGGACAUCGAGAUCCAAUAGAAUUACAGAAACGCGACCGCUUGAUGUUCAAGGAUUCAUUCACAG
This is a messenger RNA of Venturia canescens, 1022 nucleotides long. RefSeq lists its product as uncharacterized. Bases 408 to 977 code for a protein of 189 amino acids. NCBI's taxonomy places the organism in Eukaryota, Metazoa, Arthropoda, Insecta, Hymenoptera, Ichneumonidae. The transcript is spliced from 4 exons. The record is from RefSeq and is a predicted model, not a curated record.